UGCCCCUCGCCGCUGUCUGCAAGCAACUAGUCAGUCAGACCCCGGAAGGAACUGAAGGUUUCACGCGAGCUCCGAUGGCGGCGACCACGGCCGCGGCUGUGCGUCGGCUCUGCGCGGCCGCCGAGGUGCGGUCUGCUCUGGCGGUGCUCGCCCGCGGGACGAAGUCCGGCGACGCGGCGCUGGACGUGGCCGCGUGCACCGCGCUGGUCCACGGCUGCUGCCAGAGCGGCGACGUCGCGGAGGCACGCAGAGUGUUCGACGUAAUGCCGCGCUUGGGCGUGACCCCUAACGAGGUCACGUACACAGCGUUGAUCCACGGCUACUUCGUUCGUGGGCAAAGAGAGAUGGGUUUCGCCUUGGUUGGGGAGAUGAGGAGAGGCGGAGUCGAGCCGAACCUCUACACCUACAACUGCUUGGUCGGGGAAUGGUGCAGGACUGGGGAGUUCAAGAGCGCUCGACUGCUAUUUGACGAAAUGCCUUUGAAGGGUGUCGUGCGUAAUGUUGUCAGCUACAACAUCCUGAUUGCAGGCCUAUGCAGGCAUGGCAAGUUGAAAGAUGCUGCCCAGCUGUUUGAAGCGAUGAGAAGGGAGGGUAUCCAUCCAAGCAUGGUGACGUUCAAUCUUCUAAUUGAUGGCUAUGGCAAGGCUGGGAAGAUGUCUAAUGCCCUACAUUUCUUCAAUCAGAUGAAGGCAGCAGGGCUGCAACCUAGUGUGGUGACGUACAAUGAGCUUAUUGGUGGAUUCUGUCGUGCUAGAGAUAUAGCCCACGCAAUCAGGGCUUUCUCAGACAUGAAGGAGCGCCGUUUGGCACCCACAAAAGUGACGUACACCAUACUCAUUGGUGCAUUUGCUAAGGAAAAUGAAAUGGACAGGGCAUUCGAAAUGCUUUCAGAAAUGGAGAAGGCUGGGUUGGAAGUGGACGUGCAAAGUUAUGGUGUUCUCCUGCAUGCUCUGUGCAUGGAAGGGAAGAUGAUGCAUGCUAGGAAACUGUUUCAGUCAAUGGAUUCGAAAGGUGUCAAACCGAAUAAUGUGUUAUAUGACAUGAUGAUCUACGGAUAUGGGCGGGAAGGGAGCUCAUAUAAGGCUUUGAGAUUGAUCAUGGAAAUGAGGAAGAGUGGAUUGAUUCCGAAUGUUGCUAGCUAUUGCCUAACGAUCCGUCUUCUCUGCAAUGAAGGGAAGUGCCAGGAAGCUGAGGCUUUGAUUGGUGAUAUGGAGGAUGCUGGUUUGCAAACAAGUGAAUCCAUCUGCAGAGUACUAUUCGAUGCUAAGGCAAGAUUGCAUAGUUCUACUGAUGACCCUUUUACUUGAAGUAGCCAGGUACAUUGUUUCUGUUAUCUGCCAGGGACUAGGUUACUAUAGUUAUCUUGUCGAAGUAGCAAGGUGAUAGGCAAAUAAGGACUGAUAGAGAGGGAAAAAAUCUACUGAAUCCUGUCCGUAACCAACAUUUUGGUGUUUUAUUGAACUUACCCUCACAGUGAGCGUGGUUGGUUGGUCCCUAUUUGCACAGCAGUGAAAGAUGAAAAUCCACAUGCUGGGGCAAGAGUGGAUGCAAAGGCAAGAGUGGUCUGCAAACAAGUGAAUUCAUCUGCAGAGUAUUAUUGAAUGAGGCAAGACUGGAUGAUUCUGCCAAUGAACCUUUUACUUAAAGUAGUCUGGCAUAUUGCUUUUGUUAUCUGAUAAGUCAUAUGUUGCUAUAUCUAUCAUGGGUUCAUGAUAGUGCGAAGAUGAUAUGCAAACCACUAGCUCUCCUUUGCAAUAGGCUAGAGUGGUUGGAUCCUAUUUGCAGAGACGUGAAAGAUGAAGACCCCACGUGCUGAGACAAUUUCUUGCCAGACAAAUGUCCGCAGUUGUCAGUUACUGAGGGGAUGUUUGCUUUGCACCCAGGCAGAGCUGCCUGGCGCGAGCCCUGCUCCGAGAAAUGAGAGACGCUCAACGGCUCAAGCCUCCAAACCCCUUCAGAAAUGAGAGACGACUCCGCCAAGCCUGUCAACUGUCAUUCUGAUGUAUUUGCUGCACCAGUGGGUAGUGGCGUGCCGAAUCUAAUUUGCUCCAUCGAAGCUGACUGAGUUUUACAACCGACGUCAUUGAUUAACAAGAUUGAUAGUAGUAUGAUUCUUCAUGUCAUCUUGUUUUUUUUUUCAUGGAAAGAUCGUGACGGGACCGUUGUAUUUUGGGAAAGCUAGUGUUAUCUUUUCUAGUUA
Molecule: messenger RNA, 2200 nt
Organism: Sorghum bicolor (sorghum)
Lineage: Eukaryota; Viridiplantae; Streptophyta; Magnoliopsida; Poales; Poaceae
Product: pentatricopeptide repeat-containing protein At4g11690
Exons: 2
Coding region: 75-1307 (410 amino acids)
Molecular function (GO): protein binding
Source: RefSeq, a predicted model, not a curated record